CGCCUUUGUCCGAACUCCGUGAGGGGCUGCUUCGCGUUCUCUCACUCUCGAAGCUCAGGAGGCGGAGAGAAAGCGAGAGAGAGAGAGAGAGGGGGUCGGAGGAGAAGUGGGGAGAAAGAGGGGUCUCUGUUCUAGAGAUUCUCUUCGGCGCAGGAUUGGCUUCUCUGCUCGGUAUCCAGGUUUCAUAUUGGAUUUUGGAAGCAUUUCCCGUGUUUUUUUUUGGUUUUUUCCGACCUUGCGGCCUUCAAUUCGUUCUCCGCUUCUCUCUUUCUCGUUCUCUCGGUCUAGGGGUGGGUUUUUGGGGUUAGGGUUUUGAUUUCUGUGGGAUUUUACUGCUCGUAGCUUUAGGUUUGGUGCAAAGGCUUGUUAGUGGAGGAGAGCUACGUUUAGGGUUUUUUUUAUGAGAAUCGGGAGAAGAGGUUUGUGUUUUCCUGACGUUGAUUUAGGUUUUGGGGUUUCGGGUGGAAGCUAGGUUUUUGCUGCUCAAUUUUGGGUUUUCUCGGUAAAGAGCAAAACCCUGUCGUAGACUUCCGAUUGAAGGUGGGCGUGUUGAUUGGUCUAUGCUGAAGCAGAAAGACAGAGACCAGGCAACUUAUUUUGGAGGGAAAUUCGAAUCGAGUACCAUCAAGGUCCAGAAUUUGUAUAAAUCCACCGACAAGUUUUGGAAUUUAUACUGUACAGAGAUAAGUUAUUGUAGUUUGGAAGAAGGGAUUAUGUGGCAUGUGGACUUGUAAAAAUUUGAUGUUUUAACCCUAGGAGGAAAAAUGUUAUUUUAGAGUGCGUGACUGUAAAGAAUUGAAGAAAUAGCUCUGAUGAUUUUUUGCACGCCAUGAUGGGGAAAACGCAGAAGUUCUCAAAGGGAUACGCUUCAGGUUUUGUCCCAGACUACCGGCAUGCAGUUGAGACAAUUGAUGAGUCAGAAGGGUUUGGUAGCCCAGGCCAUGUUGACUCGGAGGACUCCUGUGCUCCAAAAAGGAAGUGUAUAAGCUUAAACAUGGAAAGACAUGAUAGUUUCAAUGUCCCAUUGCAAGUCAUUUCUCGGUCAAAGUUGUCUGUUCCAGAGAGGAAGGAGUUAGAAAUUAGAUUGAGAGGAGAGCUUGAACAGGUUCAAUUAUGCCAGAAGAAAAUACUCUCUAAGAGCAUGGCAGGUGCUAAUGGGGUUGCCUUCUCGUCUUCCAGUGAUGGGCGUGUGGAGAAACGGGAUCUUGUGGGUCAGAAUGCUUCGCAAGUGAAGUGUGGGAACUCGGGAAAGUUUGAAUCUGCCAAGUGGGGUCCACCUCCUCUUAUUAGCAACUCCUAUGCCAUGUUGAUGAAACAGUGUGAGGCACUUCUGAAGCGCUUGAUGGCACACCAGUAUGCAUGGGUGUUUAAUACUCCUGUUGAUGUGGUGAAGUUGAAUAUCCCAGAUUAUUUCCAUGUUAUUAAGCAUCCAAUGGAUUUGGGAACAAUUAAGAGUAGGAUAGCUUCAGGUGCUUAUUCUAGCCUGUGGGGUUUUGUCUCAGAUGUGAGGCUUACUUUCACCAAUGCCAUGACCUAUAAUCCACCUGGUAAUGAUGUACAUAUCAUGGCAGAUAUCAUGAGCAAAUUUUUUGAAACAAGAUGGAAACCUAUUGAAAAGAAACUGGCUGCAGCUGAUGCAGCUGUUAAAAGAGAAACAGAAGGUGCCAAGUCGGUGUUGCAGCCAAAGAAGAGGAAAGCAUCUCCUAUUAAUCACAAUAUUGUUAUGCCUGAGACCGUCAAGCCAAUGAUGACAGAGGAGGAGAAGCAGAAUCUGGGCAGGCGCUUGGAAACUUUAGGCAAGCUUCCAGUGCACAUCCUUGAUUUUUUGACGAGGCAUACCGGCAAUGCAAAUGAAACUAACGAGGAGGAGAUAGAGAUUGAUAUCGAUUCUCUUGGUGAUGAUAAUCUGUUUCAAUUACAGAAGCUUCUGGAUGAUCAUUUGCUAAAGAAACAGUCAGGGCAGAAAGCAAAAGCUGAGCCUUGUGAAAUGGAGAUUUUAAAUGAAUCCGGACUUAGCAAUUCCUCCAGGCAUCCUUGCAAAGGCAAUGAGCCAGCUGAUGAAGAUGUGGAUAUUGGUGGCAAUGACCCUCCUAUUUCAAGCUAUCCUCCAGUGGUUAUAGAGAAAGAUACAGCACUUAGAAGCAGCAAAUGUAGUAGUUCAAACAGUUCUAGUAGUGAUUCAGGAUCAUCUUCCAGUGAUUCAGACUCUGGUAGUUCCUCAGGAAGUGAGUCAGACGAGAAAGUUGCUAGUUCUCCAAUGGUUAUCAAGGAAAAUGUACGAUCUAGGGCAGCUUUGGAGCAAGAAAAAAGUGAUGUUUUAAACCCGCUCGAUGCAAACAGAUCUUCUAAUGGGUUAGAUCAACCAGAACAGGAUGCUGAUCCUAUACCUGCAUCUGUCGAGGCAAAUAGCCACCAAAAGGGGGGGAAUACUCCAUCUGAGAGGCCCGUCUCCCCCAAAAAGCUCUAUCGUGCAGCUUUAUUGAGAAAUCGCUUUGCUGACACAAUCCUCAAAGCUCGUGAGAAGACGCUUGACCAGGGUGAAAAGAGGGAUCCAGAGAAACUUCAGCUUGAGAAGGAGGAGCUUGAGAGGAAAAAAAGGGAAGAGAAAGCUCGGUUGCAAGCAGAAGCCAAGGCUGCUGAAGAAGCUCGAAAGCAAGCUGAAGCAGAAGCUGCAGCAGAAGCUAAGCACAAACGUGAACUCGAGAGAGAAGCAGCACGUCAGGCCUUGCUUCAGAUGGAGAAGACUGCGGAGAUCGAGAGCAGUCAAUUUUUAAAAGAUCUAGAGUUGCUUAGAGCUGUUCCAGCUGAACAUGCACCUAGUUCUGUUGGCGAGACAAGCCCUGCUGACUUACAGGAGGGUAUUGACUGUUUUAAAUUUGGGGGCAGUAACCCUUUAGAACAGCUUGGGUUGUACAUGAAAGCCGAUGACGAAGAGGAGGAAGAUGGUGAGCCAAGCACUGUUCUUGCAAAUGAUGUUGAGGAAGGAGAAAUUGAUUGACCAUCUUCAGCUCUUCCUGCUACAUACACGCCCAUGGGCUGUGGUCUCCACGGUGUAGUCUGUUGGGUAGCAGACUGGGCCCAAAUGCGUCCCCAGUACCAAGUGUGUUUGUCUGGCCUAAGCCAACCACAGUCAAGAUCGUCAUGAUUAAUGUUGCCAAGGGUACUGCUGAUGUUGUGCUAUGCUGGUUUCUGUUUUGGUUUCUGGCUUGUAUUCAAGUGGCCAUCAGUUUUGGUGUUAGAGAAGCAGGUUGAUCCCGUUGGGAAGCUUGUGUACUCUAUACGAGCGUUGGACUGCAAUAUGGACUGGUUAAGAGGAAAUUGGUGAGUCUGACACUUGUGCUGCAGACUCAAAAUAGGUGAUAUUUAUAAGCUGAUUGAGGCAUCAGAUUGCAUUCCAUGUCAUCUAUUACAAUGUGGGAGCUGUAGGAGGUUUUGGAGAUUGCUGUUGAUAAUUUACUUUUUUUUUUCGUAUGUGCUCCCCAUAACUGUACAAAGACAGCUGAUAGAUGAAAACAAAGUUCCUUCAUUCUUAGUGCA
This is a messenger RNA of Phoenix dactylifera (date palm), 3537 nucleotides long. Its product is annotated as transcription factor GTE9-like. Lineage: Eukaryota; Viridiplantae; Streptophyta; Magnoliopsida; Arecales; Arecaceae. Gene Ontology annotation, molecular function: protein binding. The record is from RefSeq and is a predicted model, not a curated record.